AUGCUUCGCCCUGAAGACGAACCUGCCACAACAACAGUCGAUUUAGGCCCGGCAAAAGAUAUCCAACAUACCGACGACUACACUAAACCCGCACAAGCAAGCCCAGUUCAAAAGGAUAAGAAGAAACUGCAAUUCCACAUGGCCAACAAAAUUCAGAUCAUUCCAAAUAAUCGACAGGGUCAACUCAAUACCGGAUAUUUAGGGACAAUCGGUGGCGUGCUGAAAAUUGCCGAAAUUAUUCUGUCUUUCGUCGCUUUUAUACUGGCCAUAUGUGCGGAUAGAAGGUCUACAACCGCAGCAUGGACCGAACAUAUCACUUUCGAGACGAUGAUCGUUGUUUGUGUGUUACUUGCCGGUUAUGUUUGCUUUCCACAUCUUACAGUUCGUGAGGAGCCGACUAGAGAGGGAUUGAUCGUUGUGGAACUGCUCUUCUAUGGGAUCAAUACCUUAUUCUACUUCAUUUCAAUCUGGUUGAUGGUACAUUUAUCAGCUAGUUGGGGUACAGAUGGA
This is a messenger RNA of Cylicostephanus goldi, 510 nucleotides long. NCBI's taxonomy places the organism in Eukaryota, Metazoa, Nematoda, Chromadorea, Rhabditida, Strongylidae. The record is from the annotation of a GenBank genome assembly.